AUGUCAACCACUACCGUCUUCCCCAGCCAGCCCAGCUCGACCAGGCCGCCCAACAAUGAUGACAACGGAAACAACGGCGGAGGUGGUCCCACCAGUUCGCCGCUGCUUUUCUUUGUCGCCCUCGGUUUCGGUGUCGUCUUUACAAACCUAUGGAUCAUUGUAGGCGUCAAGUACUGUUUCCGCUACAACCGUCGACGCGCAGCCCAAACUGCCGCCAGUACAGAGAUUGAUAUGGCUAAUAUGCCUCGCCCCCACCGAAGGAGGAGGGAAAAGAAACUAAUGACCAUGGACGAAGUUAAUGAGCGCUUCCCACUGACCAAGUACAAGCAAUGGAAAUCGAGCCGUGAAACUGAGGGGCUGCCAUCCAACGGUGGUAUUUCAACAGCACCCCAGAGCAGGGCCGCGAGCAUCAAGGAUGUCGAAGUUGCCGCCACUUCCCAAGACGAGGGACCAGGGCCUCGAACAGAGACGGCGCUUUCCAUGGCCCGCAACGACCAUGCUGCGCAAAACUCGACUUCGCAGCAAACGGCGUCUCCAAGAUCAAGCGUCGAAAGCACAAAAGGCGAGAAGAUGCAUGACUCUGAGAAGCAGAUUGAAAAGGACAGUCCAGUCCCAGUAAAACCAAAGGAGAGCCCAGAGCAUGGUGCUGCACCGCAAGCGACUGUGCACGAGCAUGACGAUGACUCGGAUGACGAUGACGAUGACCCAAUCCGCACUGCGACUGCACCAGAGUUGCUCUCUGACCCUGGCGACACUUGCGCCAUCUGUAUAGAUCUCCUAGAGGACGACGAAGAUGUGAGAGGGCUAGCUUGCGGCCACGCCUUCCACGCUAGCUGUGUUGACCCAUGGCUGACAAGUCGUCGCGCAUGCUGCCCGCUCUGCAAGGCUGACUACUACGUGCCUAAACCUCGCCCGGAAGGUGAAGCUGAUCCGGCUACUGGCCGUCGUUCAGCUGCUGGUCCCAGAUCACCACAACAGGCCGUUUGGACAUCAGCCAACCCUUUCUCCCGUACUCAAAUACUGAUUAUCAAUGCCGAUCCCAACCAACAACCUAGUCCCCAGCGAUUAGGACGACUUGGACUGUCGAGCCGGCGUAGCCACCCGGUUUCAGCGGAAUCGCAGCAGGGGACUGCUCAACCAAGACAGGGUUCCAGCUGGUUCUCACGAACGACGCCCAGUCAACCACGUGCUCCCAUGUUCUCCCGCUGGUUCAACCGUGACAGGAGCGCUUCCAACAAUGUAAAUACUUCCACAGCCACCCAGCAGCCUACCCCAGGUCAGCUUGAAGCCGGCACUCGGUAG
Bipolaris victoriae FI3 is the source of this 1302-nucleotide messenger RNA. RefSeq lists its product as hypothetical. Gene Ontology annotation, cellular component: cytoplasm. The transcript has 2 exons. The coding region runs from base 1 to 1302 and encodes 433 amino acids. NCBI's taxonomy places the organism in Eukaryota, Fungi, Ascomycota, Dothideomycetes, Pleosporales, Pleosporaceae. Gene Ontology annotation, biological process: ubiquitin-dependent protein catabolic process. Gene Ontology annotation, molecular function: ubiquitin protein ligase activity. The record is from RefSeq and is a predicted model, not a curated record.